Hymenoscyphus albidus is the source of this 386-nucleotide messenger RNA. Lineage: Eukaryota; Fungi; Ascomycota; Leotiomycetes; Helotiales; Helotiaceae. The record is from the annotation of a GenBank genome assembly.
AUGGCCAUGGAGGAACCAAUAGAAGGUAGGUAAGGUCACACACGAUCACUAAUAAACUCUCAAUUACAAGGGUUCGGAUCUUUCUUUCGGGAAUAACCCACACGUCAACCCCGCCCCAGCUAUUAUAUGUACCUCAUUCCCUUUUGUUUAUAUAUUCUGAUCCCCAACUAAACAACUAGCUGUGCCCAUUAUUGCAAUUCAAAUAAUACCACAGGUCUUCAUUUCAACUCUACAACGAAGAGGACCUGCCUACAAGUCACACUGUCGAAGUUGCAGAGUCUGUGGCUGCUAUGAAAGUGGCGAUGAAGGGACGUCAGCCUGAUCCGAAGAGGUGCAUAAUAUUCGAAAGUGGUUCCGGUCCUAUAUGGAAGGUGUUGAAGACUUGA